UCUAAAUGAAAUGUCAAAAAUUCUGAACCGUCAUCCAUUGCAACGAGUCGGUAUUUUUAUGUGUUUAAUUUUAUUAAGACAAUAAACUACAAUAAUCGUUAGGAUGUCGGCUAAUAAGGAGGACACAUUACGACAGUUUUGUGACGUGACCGGCGCUGAUGAAACUCGCAGUCGUUUCUUUUUGGAAUCAUCGAAUUGGCAGCUUGACGUAGCGUUAUCUAGUUUCUAUGAGCACGGAGGUAGUGUAGACGAGGCGCCUAUACCUACGGUUGCUCCGGCGUCGUUGCCGACCCUGUCGGACAGCGACAUGGAGUCCCCGCCGGCGUCCCCGGUGCGACAGAAGAAGGAGAAAAAGAAGCCCACUGGAAACUUCGCGACGUUAGGGUCGCUCCAGCAGGAGAGUUCCAGUGAUGAAGAUGAAGGGCAAGCAUUCUACGCCGGCGGGUCAGAAAGGUCUGGCCAGCAGAUCAUUGGCCCAGGCAAGAACAGGAAAGACAUAGUCACUGAGAUGUUCAAAAGUGUCAGAGAACGUGGGGCUGUGGUUUUUGAAGACGAGCCAACAACAGCCAACCGGGGCCGCGGUGGCGCCUUUAGCGGUACUGGCUACAGACUUGGACAGACAUCAGAUGAUCACGAGCCAGUGUCGGCGCCGGGCGCGCAGUCGCAAGGGGAAGACAUCCGCGCCGUGCGCCUGCGUCUGUAUAGAGAGGGCUUUACCGUGGACGAGGGCCCCGUGCGCUCCUACACCGACCCGGAGCAUGCGGAGUUCUUAGACAGCAUACGCCGCGGGGAGAUUCCUGCGAGUCUCGGCGGCGCUGGCGCGGUGCGGGUGUCGCUAGAGGACCGGCGCCACGAGCCCGCGCCCGCGGUUAAGUCGCAGCUCUUCGCUGGCAAGGGGCAGAUGCUCGGCAGUCCGACGCCGCCAGUGGUGGGUGCGCCGGCGGCGGCGGGCACGCCGGCCGCGGCGGCCGCCGACCGCGACGCCAACACGCGCGCCGCGCAGGCCGCCGUGCAGCUCGACGACGCCCAGCCCGCCACCUCCAUACAGUUCCGGCUAGCGGACGGCAGCCGCGUGGCGGGCCGCUUCAACCUGUCGCACACGGUGGCCGACCUGCGGCAGUUCGUGGCGCGCGCCGAGCCCGCCUACCAGGCGCGGCCCUUCCUGCUGCUCACCUCCUACCCCUCCGCCGAGCUGGCCGACGCCACCGCCACCGUGCAGCAGGCCAACCUCGCUAACAGCACGCUGCUGCAGCGGCUCAAGUAAACACUUAUAGUACGGCCACACUGUGUUCCUCGCUCUGCUCCGCUCGCUACCGCGAUGUUGCCCGCUCUGGCCACACACUCGAAACCCUCCCCAUUUCACAUUGCCAGUCCUUCGACUCGCGCCAAAAAACCGACAAAAAACAGAGAUCACAUCUCUCCCUAUUUAGUCGCUUUUAUGACGAGAAGCAUGACGAGCGGCAUGGCGAGUAACGAGGCCUCACUACGACCAAAGAGAAUUUAGUAUAAAGGCGGAUUGUCAAAAGUAAUUUUAGUAGACACAGUCAAUUUACUGCCAUCUUAAAACUUUUAGAACGCCAUUUAACUUUGAUCUUAGUUCUUUCACUGAUGUGUUAAAUUUGUUAAAUGUCAAAAAGUGACGCCAUCUACACGAGCAUAGGCCAAAGGUAUGGUGCCAUCUUUUCGAGCGAUGGAUCGAUCCGCCUCUAUAUCAAAUAAUCUUUGCUACGACUCUGCCUACUUCCCUCGCUACUUCCCAUGCCACUCGUCGAGUGUGUGGCUGGAGUAUUUAGGUCUCUACUAUUGGUAACGACCUCCCUGUACCACGGCGACAUCACCGUUUUUAUUGUGUCAAUUAAAUGAGGUAAAUCAUUUAAUCUCAGCAGGUAUGCUUAGCUUGGUGGAAAGAGAUAAUGAAUCUUUAACCCUUUUCCAGACCGCACCAAUCUACAAGGUUUUUUAAAAAAAAGCAAAUAUAUUCUAACUGGCCAGCUUUGAUUUGAAGACGUCACAUUUUCUAAAAGUGCAAUCUAAUUUGAACCUUAAAUCGGACUGCUAAGGUCGAAAUUCUAUUGGCGCAUGUGUGGUCUAUUAAUCGUACUGCCUGGAAAAGGGGUUCAAUACCGUAAAUUAUAAUACCAGUUCGCCAGAUUUAUCCUACCAAACAAUUUAUCCUAAAGGCAUCCUAUCCUAAAGGCAGGCAUACCAUGCCUGUCACGUUCUAACAAGUAUGUAAGUGUGAAAGUGACCGGCAUAGUCACAAGCAAUAAAAAUGCAACCAUGCUGCCACCGCAAGGUUAGACGUUUUCUUCAUAAAAGUUAGUAAAAAGGCUUUUAGGACAAAUAGUUAUGUGAUAACUAUAUAGUACAGUCAAGUGUAAAAAUAAGGGUGCACACAUGAUACUCAAUAGUAGUUUGUGUUACAAGGGAUCAAAAUGAUAUAUUUCCGUCAAGGGCGUACAUUGAAUCCUGAGCGUAAUGAGAGGUUCAGGUGUUAACGCCCAAGACGAAAUAAUUUUGAUACCGUGUGACACAUACUGCUUUUCACAUCAAUAUGAGGAAAAUAAAAAAAUCUUAAUGUUGACACAAUUAUUAUGUUUCAUAAUAUUAUUCAAGCUAUAAAAAGAAUACAAAAAAUAACAAAAACAGUGUCCUAGAACAGAAAAGUGUCACUUUGACCCCCCCUAGCAGGGAGGAAAAGUGCCACUUUGAUCCCUCCUGGCGGGGAAGAAAAAGCCCUUUUCCGAAUAGGUGAUGUGAAAAAAUAAUUGUGUCCCAUAGCUCUUAUGUCAGCGAAUUUAGAACUAUGGGACAUAUUUUUGAGUAUGAUGUGAUUUUUACACUUGACUGUACUAAAUACUACGUACACGUACUCCUUUGUAGCUGUGUACUUCGAGUUUUUUUUUUCUUCAUUUUAACUGAAUGAUUGUUUUAAGGAAUUCAUAAUUUUAUGAAAAUAUUACAAUCCUAUUUAGAAUUAUGGUUUUAGUUGAAUAAUAGUUUAGAAUGCAAAUGUAUCACUAGCCCGCCACAUGUUUGUAAUCUUUACAUACCUAUGUUAUUUUGUUAAUAUUUAUUCGUAAUCUAAAAAUUAAUAAAAUUCAUAAAUGAAAUAGAGGUCGCCAGAAAUGUUAACAGCUUUACUCCUAAACGAAUUCAUAAAUCAAAUAAUUAUUUGUUAACGUUCAUAUUCACUUUCUAAAGAUUUGAAAUCAUGGUUAAUAAUGUAGUACAGAUCUGUUUACAUCAUUGGCGACUUCUAUCCACCCAGGGGAAUCGCACUAAAGCGUGUCGCGACGCCAUUUUGUAAGCACGGGAUGCACAAGAUGGUAGACGCCGUUUUCUUAAACCAAAAGCUGUAACGAAAUGAUAUUUUUAUAUAGCGUGUAGUAUAAAAGUGAUCGCUUGAAUGACGUGCAACGUAUGAAAUGUACUAACUGAAGCGCCCAUGUAAAGAUUUUUUAAAUAAAUCUUUGUCUAAACA
Messenger RNA from Cydia splendana, 3484 nucleotides. RefSeq names its product NSFL1 cofactor p47 (gene p47). The transcript has 9 exons. Gene Ontology annotation, molecular function: ubiquitin binding. Gene Ontology annotation, cellular component: nucleus; cytosol. The coding region runs from base 104 to 1264 and encodes 386 amino acids. NCBI's taxonomy places the organism in Eukaryota, Metazoa, Arthropoda, Insecta, Lepidoptera, Tortricidae. The record is from RefSeq and is a predicted model, not a curated record. Gene Ontology annotation, biological process: Golgi organization; nuclear membrane reassembly; membrane fusion.